This is a messenger RNA of Pseudophryne corroboree (corroboree frog), 5203 nucleotides long. Its product is annotated as zinc finger protein 850-like. The record is from RefSeq and is a predicted model, not a curated record. The coding region runs from base 80 to 2782 and encodes 900 amino acids. NCBI's taxonomy places the organism in Eukaryota, Metazoa, Chordata, Amphibia, Anura, Myobatrachidae. The transcript is spliced from 4 exons.
GUCUGCUCGUUUUAUAUAUUAAUGUAUUUUAUUUCCAGCAGAUGGACCCACAAGCAGGAAUAUCUCAGAAGGACAUCUAAUGUUAUCCCUGGAUUGUGAAAUAACAGAUAACGACAGUAGACAGGAUUCUCCAGGAGAUAACCCCAUUACCCCAAUUAUUCAUCCAGCUCUAUCAACUGAUCCCCCUGAUCCUGGGAAAUCUUCUCCUGAUCACUCUGAUAUUGGUGCAUCUAUUACAGCUCUGAGAUUAGAUACAGAGUUUCCCUGUUCUACAGAUGCCAAAUGUUUUACACAGAACACAAACCGUAUUACUCAUCAGCCAGCUAAGGCAGGUGAGAGGCUAUUUCCAUGUUCUGAGUGUGGGAAAUGUUUUACAUAUAAAUCAGAUCUUGUUACACAUCAGAGACGUCACACUGGUGAGAAGCCAUUUCCAUGUUCUGAGUGUGGGAAAUUUUUUACAAGUAAAUCAAAUCUUGUUGCACAUCAGAGACGUCACACAGGUGAGAAGCCGUAUUCCUGUUCUGAGUGUGGGAAAUGUUUUGCACAGAAAUCUGAUCUUUUUAAACAUCAGAGAAGUCACACAGGUGAGAAGCCGUAUUCCUGUUCUGAGUGUGGGAAAUGUUUUGCAUCGAAAUCAUAUCUUGUUACACAUCAGAGAAGUCACACAGGUGAGAAGCCGUAUUCCUGUUCUGAGUGUAUGAAAUGUUUUCCACAGAAAUCAGAUCUUAUUACACAUCAGAGAAGUCACACUGGUGAGAAGCCAUUUCCAUGUUCUGAGUGUGGGAAAUUUUUUGCAUCGAAAUCAAAUCUUGUUACACAUCAGAGAAGUCACACAGGUGAGAAGCCGUAUUCCUGUUCUGAGUGCGGGAAAUGUUUUACAUCGAAAUCGGAUCUUUUUAAACAUCAGAGAAGGCACACAGAUGAGAAGCCGUAUUCCUGUUCUGAGUGUAUGAAAUGUUUUACACAGAAAUCAGGUCUUGUUACACAUCAGAGAAGGCACACAGGUGAGAAGCCGUAUUCCUGUUCUGAGUGUAUGAAAUGUUUUCCACAGAAAUCAGGUCUUGUUACACAUCAGAGAAGUCACACUGGUGAGGAGCCAUUUCCAUAUUCUGAGUGUGGGAAAUUUUUUACAAAUAAAUCAAAUCUUGUUACACAACAGAGAAGUCACACAGGUGAGAAGCCGUAUUCCUGUUCUGAGUGUGGGAAAUGUUUUGCAUCGAAAUCAAAUCUUGUUACACAUCAGAGAAGUCACACAGGUGAGAAGCCGUAUUCCUGUUCUGAGUGUGGGAAAUGUUUUGCAUCAAAAUCAAAUCUUGCUGCACAUCAGAAAAGUCACACAGAUGACAAGCCGUAUUCCUGUUCUGAGUGUGGGAAAUGUUUUGUAUCGAAACCAAAUCUUGUUACACAUCAGAGAAGUCACACAGGUGAGCAGCCAUAUUCCUGUUCUGAGUGUGGGAAAUGUUUUGCACACAAAUCAUCUUUUGUUAGUCAUCAGAGAAGUCACACAGGUGAGAAGCCGUAUUCCUGUUCUGUGUGUGGGAAAUGUUUUCCACAGAAAUCGGCUCUUGUUACACAUCAGAGAAGUCACACAGGUGAGAAGCCGUAUUCCUGUUCUGAGUGUGGGAAAUUUUUUGCAACAAAAUCAAAUCUUGUUACACAUCAGAGAAGUCACACAGGUGAGAAGCCGUAUUCCUGUUCUAAGUGUGGGAAAUGUUUUAGACAGAAAUCACAUCUUGUUACACAUCAGAGAAGUCACACAGGUGAGAGGCCAUUUUCUUGCUCUGCGUGUGGGAAAUGUUUUACCCGGAACUCACAACUUGUUACACAUCAGCGAAGUCACACAGGUGAGAAUCCAUUUCCAUGUUCUGAGUGCGGGAACUAUUUUACAUACAAAUCACUUCUAAUAUAUAAGAGAUUGCAUACAUGUGAGAAACCAUAUUCCUGUUCUGAGUGUGGGAAAAGUUUUACAUACAAAUCAACUCUUGAUGCACAUAAGAGUAGUCACACAGGUGAGAAGCCAUUUCCAUGUUCUGAGUGUGGGAAAUGUUUUGCCCGGAAAUCACAACUUGUUAGACAUCAGCUAAGUCACACAGGUGAGAAGCCAUUUCCAUGUUCUGAGUGUGGGAAAUGUUUUGCAGACAAAAUAGAGCUUGUUAGACAUCAGAGAAGUCACACAGGUGAGAGGCCAUUUCCAUGUUCUGAAUGUGGGAAAUGUUUUGACCGGAAAUCAGAUCUUGUUAAACAUCAGAGAAGUCACACAGGUGAGAAGCCAUUUUCUUGCUCUGAGUGUGGGAAAUGUUUUACACAGAAAUCAUAUCUUGUUAUACAUCACAGAAGUCACACAGGUGAGAAGCCAUUUCCAUGUUCUGAGUGUGGGAAAUGUUUUGCAGACAAACCAGAUCUUGUUAGACAUCAGAGAAGUCACACAGGUGAGAAGCCAUUUUCUUGCUCUGAGUGUGGGAAAUGUUUUGCCCGGAAAUCACAACUUGUUAGACAUCAGCUCAGUCACACAGGUGAGAAGCCAUUUCCAUGUUCUGAGUGUGGGAAAUGUUUUGCCCGGAAAUCAGAUCUUGUUAAACAUCAGAGAAGUCACACAGGUGAGAAGCCAUAUUCUUGCUCUGAGUGUGGGAAAUGGUUUACACAGAAAUCAUAUCUUGUUAUACAUCACAGAAGUCACACAGGUGAGAAGCCAUUUCCAUGUUCUGAAUGUGGGAAAUGUUUUACACGGAAAUCAUAUCUUGUUACACACCAGAGAAGUCACACAGGUGAGAAGCCAUUUUAAUCUUCUGGAGUAUACUUAUCAUUGCCAUGCGUUCUUCAAGGUUCUUAUUCUUAUCCUAUGUCCUGUGCUUUUUGCAAUAUACAUGCUACCACUGGGUGAAAUAAUCAGAUGUCAUGCCCUCAUCUACCACUGCUAUGCAGAUGAUCUGUCUUUUGCUCUGGGUACUGAGAACCCAGUACCAAUGCUAAAUGUCUCACUGAGCUCCAGGUGUGGGUGAUGCCAGUUGGCUGUGAACAAUCCUGGUGAAACAGGUCCUUAUGCUAGUUCGCCAACAAAGGACAGGGCUACAGCUCAGCUUUGUUACCAACCAGACUUACACUUGGGGGUUCAGGUUUACAAAAUGCUGGUCAUGUGCAGAAUCUUAGUGUCCUGGAUGGUGGAGGUAUCUGCCACAAUCAGAUCCUCAUCUGGGGAACAUAGCCAGACUCCAGCACUUUAUGCCCUCAGGAUAUCUACCUACAGUCAUACAUGCACUUGUACCAUCACACAUAGACUACUGCAAUGUCCUCUACCUGGGUCUCCCAGCAAUAGAAUUGCACCGCUUGUAGCUUGUACAGAAUUCAGCAGCCAGGCUGUUACCUAACCAGCCCGUUCCUGCCACAUAACACCCAUUCUCUACCUCCUCCGGCUGCCUGUAAGAUGGUGACUCUGGGCCUAAUUCAGGUUGGACUACAGUGUGUGAUCCAAAUGGAAUUAUUGAGAAAAAGUUGCGGACGCAUGUGCAGCGCCCGUCCUGCGUAUGCACCUUCAUUCUCUACGGGGGGCUGUAGGAAAUGUGAUUGCUUCUUGUUAAUCAGGCAGAGGCGGUCACGGGGUGGGGGGUAAAGCUCCGUUUCCAGUGAGAAGAUGGAGCAUUGCAAGUGCUGUGUUGCGAGAAAGGGAGGCGGACAAACGGCAUGUUCACUGUGGCUGCAUGACAUCACACGCAGCCAUCGCAAUCUAGAAGAACAUGGUGGGGAUCCUGCGGGUGCAGCUAAGCUGGCAGGGUGCUUCACUAGUUUCUAAGAUGUAGCAGAAAUUGUGGAGCAAUCGCAAUUUCUGCUUCAUCAAGGGGGAGGCGCUGGUGAGCAUACUGGGCUGCCUCGCCCUGCGAUGGGCGGCCCCCAGCACGCUAGAAAAAGGAUUGCUAAUUAGCAGCAUCUGCCUCCUUACGGACUUACUGUAGGCCCCUAUUACACAAUCUUACUGACUCUCCCAGCCCUACAUGACCAGGGUCCAUGUACCAGAAGCAGCUUCUGCCUCCUUACUGACUUACUGUAGGCCCCUAUUACAUAAUCUUACUGACUCUCCCAGCCCUACAUGACCAGGGUCCAUGUACCAGAAGCAGCUUCUGCCUCCUUACUGACUUACUGUAGGCCCCUAUUACAUAAUCUUACUGACUCUCCCAGCCCUACAUGACCAGGGUCCAUGUACCAGAAGCAUCGUCUGCCUCCUUACUGACUUACUGUAGGCCCCUAUUACACAAUCUUACUGACUCUCCCAGCCCUACAUGACCAGGGUCCAUGUACCAGAAGCAGCUUCUGCCUCCUUACUGACUUAAUGUAGGCCCCUAUUACACAAUCUUACUGACUCUCCCGGCCCUACAUGACCAGGGUCCAUGUACCAGAAGCAGCUUCUGCCUCCUUACUGACUUAAUGUAGGCCCCUAUUACACAAUCUUACUGACUCUCCCAGCCCUACAUGACCAGGGUCCAUGUACCAGAAGCAGCUUCUGCCUCCUUACUGACUUACUGUAGGCCCCUAUUACAUAAUCUUACUGACUCUCCCAGCCCUACAUGACCAGGGUCCAUGUACCAGAAGCAGCUUCUGCCUCCUUACUGACUUACUGUGGGCCCCUAUUACAGAAUCUUACUGACUCUCCCAGCCCUACAUGACCAGGGUCCAUGUACCAGAAGCAGCUUCUGCCUCCUUACUGACUUACUGUAGGCACCUAUUACAUAAUCUUACUGACUCUCCCAGCCCUACAUGACCAGGGUCCAUGUACCAGAAGCAGCUUCUGCCUCCUUACUGACUUACUGUAGGCAUCCUAUUACAGAAUCUUACUGACUCUCCCAGCCCUACAUGACCAGGGUCCAUGUACCAGAAGCAGCUUCUGCCUCCUUACUGACUUACUGUAGUCACCUAUUACACAAUCUUACUGACUCUCCCAGCCCUACAUGACCAGGGUACAUGUACCAGAAGCAGCUUCUGCCUCCUUACUGACUUACUGUAGGCAUCCUAUUACAUAAUCUUACUGACUCUCCCAGCCCUACAUGACCAGGGUCCAUGUACCAGAAGCAGCUUCUGCCUCCUUACUGACUUACUGUAGGCCCCUAUUACAGAAUCUUACUGACUCUCCCAGCCCUACAUGACCAGGGUCCAUGUACCAGAAGCAGCUUCUGCCUCCUUACUGACUUACUGUAGGCCCCUAUUACACAAUCUU